AUGAUACGGAACGGAAACUAUUACCACGAAGAAAGAGGUAACUCAGGUCAUUCGUUCGGCUCGUUCGCGAGAUACACCUGCGAUUCUUGCGGCAAGUGCUACCGUACGUGGGGCUCGCUGAAGUUUCAUCGGAACAUGGAGUGCAGAAAGGAGCCUAGUUUUUCGUGCACCUUCUGCGGCUACAAAUCGCACAGGAAGAGCAAUCUGCUCAGGCACAUGCGUAUUCUGAACGAGUGCGUGAUCGAUGCUACGGUGGACGAGACCGUGGACAUGCCCGUGCAGGCGUGGAAGGUGCACGAGAGGAUGGUGUUUGCCGAGUUGAAGAUACCGAAAGCGAGCAACUUCAUUGGCAAAUCGCACGGCCAAUUCUCGUGCGACCGCUGUAGCCGAUCGUAUGGGCGAAAAGACUCGCUGUCACGUCAUAUGCAGUGGGAAUGCGGCAAGGAACCGUCGUUCUACUGCUCGUUCUGUUCGCAAGGUUUCAAACGCAAGGCGCACUUGCAGCGUCACGAGCGUCGCCGACACAGUGACAAACUUAACAGCACGGAGAAAUUGUUGUACUCGUACAAGCCGAAAAUGGAGAUCGAUUGA
This is a messenger RNA of Pseudomyrmex gracilis, 591 nucleotides long. RefSeq names its product gastrula zinc finger protein XlCGF17.1-like. The coding region runs from base 1 to 591 and encodes 196 amino acids. The transcript is spliced from 3 exons. The record is from RefSeq and is a predicted model, not a curated record. Gene Ontology annotation, biological process: regulation of DNA-templated transcription. Lineage: Eukaryota; Metazoa; Arthropoda; Insecta; Hymenoptera; Formicidae. Gene Ontology annotation, molecular function: DNA-binding transcription factor activity, RNA polymerase II-specific; RNA polymerase II cis-regulatory region sequence-specific DNA binding.